Molecule: messenger RNA, 2772 nt
Organism: Oikopleura dioica
Lineage: Eukaryota; Metazoa; Chordata; Appendicularia; Copelata; Oikopleuridae
Source: the annotation of a GenBank genome assembly
AUGAGAGCGAGGCCGGAAGAUUUGGAAUCCCUGGGAUCCAAGGAACAAGUAGAGGUGUCGAACUCGACGAUUCAAAAGAGGGAUGAAGACCCAUGUCGGAACCUAAAGAUCACUGUAGCUUUUACAAGUGAUGAGGAGGAAACUGAUGAUGGCCGCGCUGGCGGAAAUGCUUCAGAUUCGGAUGAUAUUCCCAUUUUGGACUUGAUUCGUACAGUAAGACAUGAUGAACCGAUUGAUAUUUUGACGCUGCUGGAGAUGGACGAACAGGUCAACCAGAACAAGAAAGAUUCAAAAGACAGCGAAGAGGAAUUCUUUCGGGCGAUGGAGUUGAUUCCACGGGCGCGGUUGACAACUGCGUUUCUUGAGUCAAACGCGUCUACUCAUGAGUCCGUCUUUGGAGCCAUCGCUGAAAUCGUCGACAAUGCAUAUGACUCUGGUUCCCCAAAACUCGAGAUCGACAUAAAAAGCGUGGAAGAAAACGAAAAUCUUCAAGGAAAAAAUUACAUUUAUUUCCGCGAUCUAGGCUGCGGAAUGACGUCGAAAGAAAUGUUCAACGUCAUCGCUUAUGGCUACUCGAGCAAGAACGACAACCCAGAAAUGAUCGGCAUGUACGGCAACGGGUUAAAAUCUGGCUCGAUGAGAGUUGGAAACGACUGCCUCGUCUUGUCGAUCAAAGAUGACGAGCUCUCCGCACUCAUGAUCUCUCAAACAUUCAUUAAAUCCUCUCAUGCUGGAUAUGAGAAUGAAAAUAACGAAGUAAUCUGCCCUCUGCCGAGCUGGAAGAUGGUCUACGAAAGCGACGGGUCGGUCAACUAUCGCCCCAUUUACGAUCCAUCAAAGCCAGAAAAAGACGAAAAGAUGCGACACGAGACAGAAGUCGAUCUUAUCACGAGCUACUCGCCCUUCUCCAACGAGGAAACUCUUCUUGAGCAAUUUUAUGGCCUGGAAAGCCAAGGAACCAUCAUCAUUCUUUACCAGCUCAACCUGAAUGAAAGUGGCGAGCCAGAAUUGAACGCUGAGCUGGACGACAACGACAUUCACGAUGUUGGAGAUCAUGGAAACGCGGCGAAAUCUCUCAAAGAAUACCUCUCAACCCUCUACCUCAAGCCUAAGAUGCAAGUCUUCCUCCGCGGCGAAUUUAUCCGCCCAACUCGAAUCUACGAUCUGAUGUACGAAAGACGCAAAUACAAUCUUCCAAAGGGCAAAUUCCGAUCGACGGCUAAGUCUAAAAUCGCAGACUUGACAGAGCAGAAAAAGAAGAAAUUGAACAAGAUCAAGAAAGUCAAAUCUGAGAUCGCCACUUUGACGAAAGAAGGGUCCACCAACGCUAGCUCUCUCCAGCAAAUUCGCAAGCUCAACAUGACAGUCGACAAGUACGAGAGUGACAUUCGCCGCUUCGACCUGGAAAUCAAGCAAAAGGAAAAAAUCUCCAAUGUCACCGAUUUCACCCUCACCCUCGGCUACAACAUCCGCGAGCGACAAAAAUCCGGGAUCCGAAUCUUCUCUAAAAAUCGCCUCAUCGUUGAAGUCGAAGGACCGGAAAUGGCGAAAUGGCCUCUUGGUGUUUUGGCGGCGGUGGAUGUUCCAGCAGCGUUGAUGCAGCCGAGCAUGAGCAAGCAGCGAUUCGCGGAUGAUAGAGAGUUUAGGACUCUUGUGAAGUUGUGCCAAGAUCGCGCGCACGAUUACCACAAGCGAAUCAAAAUCGAGUUCGAGCAGUGGUGCCAGUUCGGCUACCCCACCAGCGAUCCAUUGUGCGAGAGACAGGAAACCCAGGCGACAAACCGGGCGGUUGAGAAGGCUCAACCUCCAUUUUUCCGGUGCACGAGAGAUGACUGCGGCAAGUUCCGAAAAGUCAAUAAUCCAGACGAUGCGAAUCCUGCCUAUUUCAUCUGCAUGGAUUUGACCGAUCCUAAAUACAACAGCUGCAAAAACGCCGAAGAAGUCAUCACAACGAAAUCGCUCGAGAUGUUGCCCGUAAUCAAAAAGGAAUCGCGCGAUGUCGAAGAAGUCGCCGUUUCUCCCGAGCGUCGAAAAAUCCAACGGCCAUCUGCCAAGACAAGCGAAAACGGCAACGGCGCUACGACAAGUGCGAGUGGAAAAGCACCGCCAGUGAUUCGCGACGCACCGAUUCAGAACCGAGGUCGAAUUAUUUCGGAUUCUGAGGACGACGAGCCUAUUGUCAGAAAGAGAAACUUGAGAAAGAGACGCUCUGGACAUGGGCCAGUAGGAGCAGAGGUGACUUCUGGCUUUGAUCGACACAGAGCAGUGAUUGGUGACAGCUCGGAAGAAGACAACAGCGAUUAUGGAGGAAAGAGCCCACCGCCAAAGCGCCGGCAUCGCAAAGAAUCGGAGGAAAACUUCGAGGAGCGUUUGCUAGAACUCGAGCGCACUGUUGAAAAAGAAAAGGCUGCACGAGAGAGAGUAGAGAAGAGAGAGAAGGAGUACAUGAAAAAGCUCCAUCAAACGGUGAAGAAUUUCUUCCCGUCAAGCUGGAGGGACAAGCCCGGCCUAUGCCACAAGGAUAUCGACUCCUGGAAUCUUGAUGAAUUCAAGGAGAAGGAGGAUGCGUGGCGAAAGGCUUACACCUUGGACCUGAAAGACACGAUGGCCCGAGCAGGGAAGAAAAAAGUAGCAACUGCGAAACGCGAACUGCUCAGAGAAGUCUUCGAUCUCAUUCAAUCCACCAGCGAUCAAAAAGAGCUGAUUCAAAAAAUCAAGGGCGUGGACAACAAGAUCGGCGAGGAGAUCAAAAAAUAUAGCAAAAACAAAUAA